AAUCCAUACUACCAGUUCAUGCAUGACGUCUCCUGUGCUGGUGUUUUUUAAUUUUCUCUGGUGGUUAUGUAAUUCGCCUCCCUCUCCCUCUUUUGUGAUCAAGGGGACAGCGUGACGUCAUCACCCAGCUUCGGGAAGGUCUGGCGGCUCGCGGCUCCUACUUCCAGACCAGCUAACGGGCGAUAAACAAACUGCAGCGGUGCCUUAGCUUAGCUUAGCUUAGCUUAGCUGGGGGAGAAAAACAAAACACCAAACUGGGUAGAAGGCCACUCGGGUCAGCUGUACUAUCGCACGUCUGAAUGUGUGCAGAUAAGGUAGUGCGCGUUUUUGCACUGACUUGAGCCCCUUUUUUAUGCAACCCGCCCUGCUCACCAGGCACCACGAUGUCCGACGCUGCUAACGUUACUUCCACAGACAACAACGGAGACUCCGGGCUAAACGGGUCCUGGGUGGAGCUGGAGAUGAACAGAGCCGCAGCCGGAUCAACCCAGUCCUCCUCUACAGGCGGCUCGUCUCCAGGCCUGCUGCCUCUGCCUCAGGUGGAGGAGGAGGAGGCCAUGGUGGGGGGGCUGGAGCACGUCCCAUCCUCGUCCUCGAUCCACAAUGGAGACAUGGAGAAGAUCCUGCUAGACGCCCAGCAUGAGUCAAGUCGCAGCAACUCCUCCUGCGACAGCCCUCCGCGUCCCCACAGUCCCCAGGAUGACGGACAGAUCAUCUUCGACGUGGACGUGAGCGGCAGAAGAGACAGCCUAUCAGAAGAGGACGUCUUGGACAAGGAGAGGGACAUGGACAUCCUGAUGAAGGACGCAGACUGGGUUGCUGACUGGUCUAGUCGACCGGAAAACAUUCCCCCCAAGGAGUUUCAUUUCCGUCACCCUCGACGCUCAGUAACGCUCAGCAUGAGGAAGACCGGGGCCAUGAAGAAAGGAGGAAUCUUCUCCGCCGAGUUCCUCAAAGUCUUCAUCCCCUCGCUGCUACUAUCACACAUCCUCGCUCUGGGGCUGGGAGUCUACAUUGGAAAGAGGCUGACCACGCCACCUGCCAGCUCUUUCUGAACCCGAAACAGAAGAAAAGUGCCUGAGAAGUGGCCACGAGUUGUUGGAGAAAGUUUUGCUGUUGUGAGAAGAACGCCCGUCUCUUCUCCCUCUGUCCCGCCUGCCCCCCUCCUGCUUCCCCUCCCCACCCCUGAGAUAUGACAUGUUCUCAGGAGAAAUGCAUCUGCCUUUUCCCCUCUCUAUCCUCCUCCUUCCCUGCCCUUUUUUUCUUGAUCGGCUGUUCUGACUGUCUGUAGAUAUCCCCUCCCCCCUCGCCUUAUAUCCUCCACUCAUUUGUAUUAGCUUUUCAAAGAAUGAAUAAGGUCAUAUUUCCCCGCAGUGAUUGGGCGUCAUGUUUGUAACGGGUGGGUUUUCAGGGAGGGUUGCAGCAUCAAACCAAACUCUUCCACUACACACACACACUGUCUCAGUGCCCCUUGAUCACGUGACAACAAGGGAGGACUGUCCAGUUUUUAGAAUUGACCACAGAUUGUGCCACCUACACGAGUAGCCCUACACUCGAUCUUGAAAGGGUUCGACCAAAUUCAGAGUCGGCUACGCGAACUGAAAAUGUGAUUAUGCCUUUUUUGAAAGUAGCCAUUUUGUUCAUUUUCUCUAGGCAAUAUUGUUUUUUUAAUUUAUUUUACAACAGUGGUGAUUUAUUGAGAAGGUGUAACGAUGAGAGGAGUUACCGUAGUGGCCAUCCUUAAACCACAAGCGCUCAUGAAUUGCACUGGGGAAGUCUCUGGCUCCGUCUGAGAGAUUUACGUGACGUUUCUUCCGUGAUGGAAACGAGAAAUUUUAAAUUUUGAACCUGAAUGAAUAUUUUUGCAAAGUGACAAUAACUGGAAACCAGGGUGAAGGUGUGUGUUGUGCAGGCAGGCAGCUUGUCCCCUUUUCAGUGUGUACACUAACAGUAUUUUGUGGUCGGGUCUUGGGUCCAGAAAAGGGUUCGCCCAAACAGUUAGCGUCCAUGUUGUCCUUCCAGUGAGCUUUCUGGUUUGUCUGCAACAUAUCGUAGAGCUGGUCUGGUCCUGACUGCUCAGUUCCCACGCUUACUCCACGUAGGGCCGGAUACUACAUGGUACUGCGCUGACUGUUUCUUUUUGUUGUGCGUGUUGAAAGGAUUCGGUACCAAGAUGUGAGAUUUGAAUUACAGAGAGGCUUUGUUGGCAUUCGAGUAACUUUAUUUAAAUCUAAAAGUUUAAAUAUUAAACUUGAAGUAAGUGACUUUUAUUUUUAAGAUAUUGGUCGGGUCAGGAGUUUUUGUUUGUGAAAAUAGCCAGUAGUAGCCAGCCCUGCUUUUUGACACUCCGACAUGUUUGCCAAAACUUCCACAGAAUCUAAAACUUCAAGCUGCAGAUGAAGGGAACUGACUGCAAGGUAUAGACAGCCAUUUGUCGCAGUGACACUAACGACUGAAGGGAGCUUUGAUUUCACUGAACAAGGCUCUGCUUUAUGUGUAAACGCAGGUACAAUAAGGUCCACAGCAUGAUUGAAUCGCUUGAUAUCAGACGCUGGCUUCACUGCAGCAUCUGAGGCCGCACUGGGGUCAGUUUUGUCCCAGGGGACCUUCCAGAGCCAGACCUGGGUCAAAUAAUAUUUGAUUUAGUAGUUCAGAUCUUCGAAUGCCUUGUAUUUCAGUUAGUCAUUAUCAUUUGCAGUUUUUCUUCAGCUUAUUUUCUCGUUGCUUUGUUGACACAUUUACAGGAUUUAACUUACAGGAUGACACAAUGAGUUUCAGUUUUAUCGAUGAGCUUUACCUGAUGUUGCUUUGUUGCCUUUUUAGAAAAUACCGAAUGAUUUUUAUGAUUACUGCAUUUCAGUGUUACAUUUCAUCGAGCAAGAAAAACGUAAAGAAGUAGCUUCUGUGAGCUCUGACUGUUGUCUUAGAAAGUUUUGAGUUUGGCGUUCGUCCUGAAGAUGUAAAUGUGAAGAGUCUGAAAACAUAAACUUUUCGUGAAGUAAAAUUAGCCUCUCUCUGAAAUAAUUUUGCUGCAAAUACUAUUUGACCCAGCAGGUCGACUCAGGAUGUGAUAUCUGUAUCUACCACCACUGAUGACUGGGGGUUUGUCUCCAUGCCAGCCACACAGAUACUGUUGUAUCGUGCGACAUACGCGUAUCUGCCCGUGUUUGCACAUGCAGUGCUCAACAGCGGUGUUUUGGAUUGUUUCUUUUCCUGUUUGUUUUGUUUUGUCUGUUUUAAGUUUAUUUUCCUGAUGUUGUGGAAAGAUUGUGAACGCACAGAGCGGGAGUUUAACAGAAAGAAAGGAGAACCCCUAUUGUUGAUGGCAGGGCCUAAUGUGAAUAGGAAGCUGAAGGUGUGGAAAGAGACUUCCCUCAGACUGCGAUGGUCUAACAGUAGUUAUUGUAAUGAUGCAUUUGCUUUGAUUUUUCUUUUUCCCACUACAUUGGAAGAAUUGAUCAACAUUUUGUCAUUAAAGAUUACCUGAAUGAAGA
Molecule: messenger RNA, 3494 nt
Organism: Epinephelus moara (kelp grouper)
Lineage: Eukaryota; Metazoa; Chordata; Actinopteri; Perciformes; Serranidae
Gene: bnip3lb
Product: BCL2 interacting protein 3 like b
Exons: 6
Coding region: 384-1055 (223 amino acids)
Biological process (GO): mitochondrial outer membrane permeabilization; positive regulation of apoptotic process; defense response to virus
Cellular component (GO): mitochondrial outer membrane; nucleus; mitochondrial envelope
Source: RefSeq, a predicted model, not a curated record